This is a messenger RNA of Adineta ricciae, 561 nucleotides long. NCBI's taxonomy places the organism in Eukaryota, Metazoa, Rotifera, Eurotatoria, Adinetida, Adinetidae. The record is from the annotation of a GenBank genome assembly.
AUGUUUUACCUUGUUGACAAAGCACAAUUACAUAGUGGAAUCAAGAUUGCUUUCUCCUUAGUAUUAUUAGUUGACAUUCAAGCCAAAAGAAAAUCAGCAGAAAAGAAACCGUGCUCGAUCAAAUCAUCCCGUCAUCACUUUCAAGCACAACUUACUGAAGAAUCAGUGCCAUUAACCAGCUCUGCUGCUAAUACAGCACCGAAUUAUGGUAAAGAUGGUGGUCCAACAAAUGAUUCGCUCCCAUUGAAACAAACCAACACAACGAACAUUAUUAGCAUAAUAGUUGUUUUUCUCGUCAUUUUAGCCAUGUUGAUUGUCAUGUUCAUUUUGGUUCUCAAAUAUGCAGACAAAAAAGAUAUUACGACGACAACCACGGCAAUUAAAACAACAACAACGAUGACGACGACGACGACGACGGCGAUAACGACGGCGACGACGACAAAUAAGGUUACAACAACCCUCAAAUCGUUACCUCCAUCAGCUGGAGUGGCGGGAAUGUCGCAUUCGCUUUGGAAUUUGAUGGUUAUGUGCUGCGGUAUCAUUAUCAGCAUGAUUAUUUAA